Prionailurus viverrinus (fishing cat) is the source of this 261-nucleotide messenger RNA. Its product is annotated as translationally-controlled tumor protein-like. Lineage: Eukaryota; Metazoa; Chordata; Mammalia; Carnivora; Felidae. The record is from RefSeq and is a predicted model, not a curated record. The transcript has a single exon. Bases 1 to 261 code for a protein of 86 amino acids.
AUGAUCAUCUGCUGGGACCUCAUCAACCAUGAGGUCAGUGAGACAGAGAGUAAGACUGAUGAGUCACUCAGUGGAAAUGCUUUCACUGGAGGCCCUGAGGACAAAGGUACUGGAAGCAUGCUAAUUGCUGUUGUUGAUAUUGUCAUGAACUAUCACUUGCAAGAAACCAGAAUCACAACAGAAAGCUACGAGAAGCACAUCAAAGAUUAUAUAAAAUCAAUCAAAGGCAAACUUGAAGAACAGAGACCAAGGAAGAGUUAA